AUGACGCAUGCGCUGGAGUGGCCCAGCCUCACUGCUCAGUGGCUGCCUGAUGUCACUCGGCCAGAGGGAAAGGACUAUUCUGUGCAUCGUCUCAUCUUGGGCACACAUACUUCAGAUGAACAGAAUCAUCUUCUCAUCGCCAGUGUCCACCUUCCGAACGACAACACUCAAUUCGAUCCCAACAACUACGACGCUGAUCGUGGGGAAUUCGGUGGCUUCGGUGCCGUCACCGGAAAGAUCGAAAUUAACAUCAAAAUCAACCACGAGGGUGAGCCCGAGUUGAGGCUCCGUGGUCACCAAAAGGAGGGCUAUGGUCUGACCUGGAAUCCCAAUUUGAACGGCUACCUUCUGUCCGCUUCGGAUGACCAUACUAUCUGCAUGUGGGACAUCAACGCAGCCCCCAAGGAGGGUCGCAUCAUUGACGUGCACACCAUAUUCACGGGUCACACAAGCGUGGUGGAGGACGUGGCCUGGCAUCCGCAGCAUGAAUCGGUCUUCGGUUCUGUCGCGGACGACAAGAAGCUCAUGAUUUGGGACACCCGCAGUCAGUGCACUUCCAAGCCCAGUAACUCGGUGGAGGCGCAUCUGGCUGAGGUCAAUUGUCUCUCCUUCAAUCCCUUUAGCGAGUACAUUCUCGCCACUGGCAGCGCCGAUCGCACUGUCGCGCUGUGGGAUCUUCGCAGCCUUCAAAUGAAGUUGCAUUCCUUUGAGUCGCACAAAGACGAAAUUUUCCAGGUGAAUCUGCUCUGCUUUCAUAGACGUUUUCUUAUUGUG
Dibothriocephalus latus is the source of this 774-nucleotide messenger RNA. NCBI's taxonomy places the organism in Eukaryota, Metazoa, Platyhelminthes, Cestoda, Diphyllobothriidea, Diphyllobothriidae. The record is from the annotation of a GenBank genome assembly.